GGUUCUAGAGUGAGCCCAACGGGAAGCCCAUAUAAGUCUUUCUAUUAUCUCUAGUUCCCCUUCGGAGAAGGAAGAAGAUCGCAGAGCUCCAAUUCCAAAUGGGGUCGAUUCUGGGAGAUUUACCGUCCUUCGAUCCUCACAAUUUCAGUCAACAUCGUCCCUCCGACCCUUCUAAUCCCUCUAGGAUGGUUCCAACUACGUAUCAUCCAACUCACAACCGUACUCUUCCACCUCCACAUCAAGUGAUAACUACGGAAGUAAAGAACAUACUCAUACGCAGCUUCUACCAACGAGCUGAAGAUAAGCAGAUGAGACCAAAGAGACCGGCUUCAGAACAUCUGGCGGGUGAGCACGGGAACAAGCAUUUCCGUGCUUCCUCAUCAUCUGCUCAGGGUUUAUAAAAGCUUCUCCUGCUUCCAAAGCCUGGCUAUAUUGGGGCUGUUUCCUUGAAGUGGAUCGUUUCUAAGCUAGAUCCCUUAGCCUAGAAGAGCCUGUUUUAAAAACACAGAUACCAGGUGAGUGAAUUGUGGUGUACAGAUCAUGGCAGAGGAAAGUGAUAGUAGUAGUGGCAGCAAAUGGAAAGAGCGAGCAAUUUUUUAAGUAUGGCCAAAAGCAGUAGUAGCAUACAGGUUGGUGGAAUUGGUUUAGGAAGAAGAAGAGACACAUUGAAAGAGAAGUAGCAGAGAUGAGGAGCCUUUCGCAAUUGUCAUUUUAACAAAGACUUGUAAUUAAUUGCAGCUUUGGUUCAAGUACUUAUAGAUUGGAUGUUUUACUUGUAAAAGACCAAAAAUCACAAGCCUCGGUUUGGUUUAAUAUUCCACAAGUUGUAUCGAAUUUAGACCCGGUUUAUUUUCAAACCAAGUUAAUAUAUAUUCCAAACCAAA
Molecule: messenger RNA, 884 nt
Organism: Brassica napus (rape)
Lineage: Eukaryota; Viridiplantae; Streptophyta; Magnoliopsida; Brassicales; Brassicaceae
Product: DET1- and DDB1-associated protein 1
Exons: 5
Coding region: 99-401 (100 amino acids)
Biological process (GO): positive regulation of proteasomal ubiquitin-dependent protein catabolic process
Cellular component (GO): Cul4-RING E3 ubiquitin ligase complex
Source: RefSeq, a predicted model, not a curated record